AUGGGUUUCGUCGGUGUGUAUAAGGCGCUCUACGACUAUGCGCCUCAGUCGGAGGGCGAGCUGGCCAUCACCGAGGGCAGCCUGCUCUAUGUCCUCGACAAGGAUGGCGGCGAUGGUUGGUGGAAAGCCAAAAAGAAGGCCGCCGGCGAUGACGAGGACGAGCCUGAAGGCUUGAUUCCAGAAAAUUACGUCGAGGAGGCACAACCGACUCGCCACGCACGCGCCCUGUACGAAUAUACAAGACAGACCGACGAGGAGCUGUCGUUCCCAGAGGACGCCCAACUGGCAAUCUACGACACCUCCGAUCCCGACUGGAUUCUUGCAGGGUACGACAACGACUACGGCUUUGCGCCUGCCAACUACAUCGAUAUGGAUGGGACCAGCGCGGCCGCUGCCGAUGCCAAUGACGGUGAGGCCGACGAUGAGGGGCCUCCUCCUGUGCUCCCGUCAAGACAGGCCACGAUCAAUGACGACGACAACACGCCAAGUCCACGCCUUCCUCCCCGUGGCGCUCCUUCCAACGAGCCGAGCAGCCCCAACGCCAAUUCAGCUGCCGCCGCCGCACUCGCCAAUGUUCUGUCUGGCCGCUCUGCUGCGCAACGACCGGCGACGCCUCCCCCUUCGCUGCCAGACCGUCCGCGCUACCUCUCCGACGACGCCUCGGAAGGAGAGGAUCCACUUUCGCCACCACUGCCGACACGACCGCGGCCCCAAGCUACCUUUGACGAUGACGAGCCAUCUCCAUCUCUGCCGCAACGGAGCAAGAGCAAUGCGUACGGCGGCAACAGGGCCGGUGACAGUAGCAGAAGCGGUGGUUACGAUGACGAGGAGUCGCAUGCCCCGAACGCCCUGAGCCCGGGCGGUUUCCACCUGUACAACAUUUCCGAGAUGGUGUCCGUCAUGGGCAAGCGAAAGAAGAUGCCCACGACGCUCGGCAUCAACCUCAAGACUGGUGUUAUUCUAAUCGCACCAGAAAGGUCGCAGGACGGCCCCUCGCAGGAAUGGUCUGGUGAUAAGAUGACGCACUAUUCGCGGGAGGGCAAGCACGUGUUUAUGGAACUCGUCAAGCCCAGCAAGAGCGUCGAUUUCCACGCCGGCGCCAAGGACACGGCUGAGGAGAUUGUCAGUGCGCUCGGCGAGCUUGCCGGUGCCGUUCGCGCCGAGGGCCUGCGCGAGGUCAUCCUGGCAGGCACCGGCCACGAGCUGAAGAAGGCCGUGGUUCUGUACGACUUUAUGGCCCAGGGCGACGAUGAGGUUACGGUAGCCACCGGUGAUGAGGUCAUUGUCCUCGACGACCGUCGCAGUGAGGAAUGGUGCCAGGUGCGCCGUGUUAAGAAUGGCAAAGAAGGCGUCGUGCCCCUGAGCUACGUCGAGGUCACAGGCAGUAUUACGUCCGACAUUCCCCCGCAGCCGAUUUCCGGACACCAGUCGCCCACGCCGAGCUCGCCCACUACGAACACGGCCCCAGCCAUCUCGACCUCCAUGGCAACCAUCGGUGCCAGAUCCACGGUGAAGCAGAACCGCCUGGACGAAGAGCGCCUGACACGCGACGCCGUGCGCGCUGCGGUGCGCGACGAGUCAAAACGAGCAAACGAGGUAGGCCAUGGCGUGCAUCCGCCUGAGAGGCGCAGUAGUUUAUAUGCAACGAACGUUAACGGGGGUGACCAACAGGGGCAGCGCAAGAAAGAGAAUGGCAACGGCAGUAGCUCCCGCUCGGGCAAGGCCAAACCCGAUGCGUCCAAAGUACGGACCUGGACCGACCGCACCAAAUCAUUCAGCGUUGAUGCGCAGUUCUUAGGUCUCAAGGACGGCAAGAUCAACUUGCACAAGAUGAACGGUGUCAAGAUUGCCGUGCCCGUGGCCAAGAUGUCAUUGGAGGACCUCGAGUACGUCGAGGCUGUGACGGGCGUUUCCCUGGACGAAGACAAGCCGCUCUCGAGCAUGAAGCGCAGGUCCCAGAUCCAGCAACAGCACGACGAGUCGCAAAACUCGUCCGGCACCAAGGUCGGCGCCUCCAUCGAGCCCAAAAAGUCCGACUACGACUGGUUCCAGUUCUUCCUCACCUGCGAAGUCGCCGUUGGCUUGUGCGAAAGGUAUGCGCAGGCCUUUGUCAAGGACAACAUGGACGAGAGCGUCCUGCCGGACAUUAAUGCCAGCAACCUCCGGACUCUCGGCCUCCGCGAAGGAGAUAUCAUCAAGGUGAUGCGGUUCCUGGACAACAAGUACGGCCGCUCGAAGAAGGGUGGUGACGACGGUGCCGAUGGCGGCGGUCUCUUCUCGGGCCCAGGUGGCACCCUGCGAAACAACACGCGCCGUGGCCGGCCGACGCCCACGACUCAAGCGAAUGACGUUGUCGAUGCCAAGGCCUUCUCACAGCAAAAGUCGAGUGACGCCAGCAAUGCUACAAAUGGCAACCGUGUUGCAUCACCGGUGGAACAAACCCCUGCAGAGAGAACUGCGCCGCCCCCGAAGCAGGCAUCUGCGUCCAGUGGUGGCGGGUUCGAUGAUGACGCGUGGGAUGUAAAGCCCUCCCGGCAGCCUGCUCCUGCUGCGACACCAGAGCCUCCGACUGCCCAGCAUGCUCCUGAAGCCGCUCCACCACCGCCUGUUGCAAAGCCCACUGCUGCCCUGACUGGCUCGAUGCAAGAGCUGUCCCUUCUCUCGCAGGCCCUGCCGGCAGAGAAGCUCAACCCCAACCCUCCACCCCCUAUCACGCUUCCUGCACAAGCAACACCCGCAGUGUCGCUGCCUCCUGUUCAGCAGCAGCCUCCGCCGCAAAUGCCGGGCGCUUCUCCCGCAAUGUUCGCCGGCCUGGCCCAGCAGCAGACCGGCAUCCAGGGAAUGAACGGGCUCCAGCCACAGCAGACGGCUGCUUCUUUUGCUAGGGCGCGGCCCAUGGCCCCGCAGUACACCCAGGGCCAGGGCGGUCUGCUCCCUCCUCCUCCCUCACGCCCGCUUUCGGCGCCGCAGUCUGCCCAGCCCAGCGCAUUCAGCCCACCCCCGCUGCAGCCCCACAUGACAGGCAUGGUCACUGGCCAGGUGGCACCGGCGGGCCAGAGCCUCAACGACAUCAACCAGGCACGGAUGCAGCAGCAAUACCAGCAGCAGAUGCAGCAGAUGAUGGCACAGCAGCAGCCCCAGGGUAUGAUGCCCAUGAUGACGGGCAUGCCCGCGCAGCAGCAGCCGCAGCCGACCGGAUUUGGCAUGCCCGGCCAACAAUUUAUGCCACAGCAGCAAAACCAAUUCGGCCAGCCUGUGCAAAUGCAACCCACCGGCUUCGGCGGGCCCUUCAACCCCGGCCAACAACAGUUCGGCAUGGCCCCGCCACAGGGAGGUAACAUCAACUCGAUGCUGCCGCCGGCUCUGGAACCCCAGCGCACUGCCAUGCCGGUGCCGCCGGCGCAGCAGCAGCAGCAGACUAUGCAGCCCAUGCAGCCUCAGCCAACCGGCCCCUUCACGCAGGGCUUCGGCAACCACGGCAUGGCGCCCACCCCGGCACCCCUUUUGCCUCAGCAGACGGGUCCACCGCCCCCUGUCCGUUUCGGUGUGACGGAGGAGACGAAGAAGUUGAUGCCCCAGGCCACGGGCCGGCGCGCCAACCUCUUGGCAGCGACUCCGGACAACCCGUUUGGUUUUUAA
Messenger RNA from Sporothrix schenckii 1099-18, 3639 nucleotides. Its product is annotated as cytoskeleton assembly control protein SLA1p. The record is from RefSeq and is a predicted model, not a curated record. Bases 1 to 3639 code for a protein of 1212 amino acids. Lineage: Eukaryota; Fungi; Ascomycota; Sordariomycetes; Ophiostomatales; Ophiostomataceae. Gene Ontology annotation, molecular function: protein-macromolecule adaptor activity; ubiquitin binding; identical protein binding. The transcript is spliced from 4 exons.